Molecule: messenger RNA, 1042 nt
Organism: Dipodomys ordii (Ord's kangaroo rat)
Lineage: Eukaryota; Metazoa; Chordata; Mammalia; Rodentia; Heteromyidae
Gene: Ube2m
Product: ubiquitin-conjugating enzyme E2M
Exons: 7
Coding region: 1-663 (220 amino acids)
Source: RefSeq, a predicted model, not a curated record
AUGGUGGACAAACCGUCAGAGGCGGUGGACAGACCUUCAGAAGAGGUGGACAGUCAGAGGCAGUGGGACCAUCAGAGGAGGCGGGCAGACUGUCCAAGGCAGUGGGCAGACCGUCAAGAGGUGGGACCGCUGAAGCAGCAGAAGAAGGAGGAGGAGUCGGCCGGCGGCACCAAGGGCAGCAGCAAGAAGGCGUCGGCGGCGCAGCUGCGGAUCCAGAAGGACAUAAACGAGCUGAACCUGCCCAAGACGUGUGACAUCAGCUUCUCUGACCCAGACGACCUCCUCAACUUCAAGCUGGUUAUCUGUCCUGAUGAGGGCUUCUAUAAGAGUGGGAAAUUUGUGUUCAGUUUUAAGGUGGGCCAGGGUUACCCACAUGACCCCCCCAAGGUGAAGUGUGAGACGAUGGUUUAUCACCCCAACAUUGACCUCGAGGGCAAUGUUUGCCUCAACAUCCUCAGAGAGGACUGGAAGCCAGUCCUUACGAUAAACUCCAUAAUAUAUGGCCUGCAGUAUCUCUUCUUGGAGCCCAAUCCCGAAGACCCGUUGAACAAGGAGGCUGCCGAGGUCCUUCAAAACAACCGGCGGCUGUUUGAGCAGAAUGUGCAGCGCUCCAUGAGAGGUGGCUACAUCGGGUCCACCUACUUCGAGCGCUGCCUGAAAUAGGGUUGGCGCAUAUCUGCCCCUGCCAGGGUCACCAGCCCGGGCAUCCCCUGCAAAUAUUUAUUGGGGGCCACGGGUGGGGUUUGGGGGCCAGUGGGGGAAUCCCUGCAUUGGUCUUGCCACUCCUCCCUGCUACUUACCCCUAGUUAUUUUUUUUUUUAACCACCAUGUGAUUAUGGUCGGCGCUGCCUUUCCCCGACCUGCUCAGCGAUGGGAAAUGAAUUGGCUUGUCUAGCCCCCCUCCUCCCCGCUGGGUGCUAUCCAGCCGCCCGCUCUGGGUUGUGGGGUGGGUGGGCUAGGGGUCUGGGUAAGCUGGGCCUCAGAAACCCACCCCUCCAUCACUGGAGGUCCCACCAGGCUAUUAAAGGGGAAUGUUACUGCA